Messenger RNA from Eubalaena glacialis (North Atlantic right whale), 3873 nucleotides. It is a transcript of the gene STARD13, whose product is annotated as StAR related lipid transfer domain containing 13. The transcript has 14 exons. Bases 226 to 3561 code for a protein of 1111 amino acids. The record is from RefSeq and is a predicted model, not a curated record. Gene Ontology annotation, molecular function: GTPase activator activity; lipid binding; protein binding. NCBI's taxonomy places the organism in Eukaryota, Metazoa, Chordata, Mammalia, Artiodactyla, Balaenidae. Gene Ontology annotation, biological process: actin cytoskeleton organization; signal transduction; regulation of Rho protein signal transduction.
AGGAGUCGACGGAGCGCUGAAGUUACCCUUGCGCGGCGCGCGCAGUGGCAACGCGUCCCGGCCCCCCGCGCUGGACGGCGGAGGACCCCUGUCGCGCCCCUGGGUGGUCCCAGGACCCCAGCGGGAGUCCCGCGUCUGGCAUCUCGAGUCGCCGGGAGUCUGAGUUGCGGGCCACGCGGGACUGGCGGUGGCAAGCCCGCUGGUCGUUAUGAGGACGGAUCUAAAAUGACCGGCAAGCGGAAACCUUUCCAAACGCAGCUCAGGCGGUCAAUCAGUGAGCAGUUGCGGGACUCUACGGCCAGAGCCUGGGAUCGGCUGUGGAAAAACGUCCGGGAGAGACGGCUGGCAGAAAUUGAGGCGAAGGAAGCAUGUGACUGGCUCCGUGCUGCCGGGUUUCCGCAGUACGCUCAGUUAUAUGAGGACUCACAAUUUCCCAUCAACAUUGUGGCUGUCAAGAACGAUCAUGAUUUUCUUGAAAAAGACCUUGUAGAACCUCUUUACAGACGACUAAAUACCUUGAACAAGUGUGCCUCAAUGAAACUUGAUGUGAACUUCCAAAGGAAAAAGGGUGACGACUCUGAUGAGGAAGAUCUCUGCAUCAGCAACAAAUGGACUUUCCAAAGGACCAGCCGCCGGUGGUCUCGCGUGGACGACCUCCACGCACUGUUUCCCGGCGGAGACAGAAACGGGUCGUCAGGAGACAUUAGGAUGAGAAACACGACCAGCAGUGAGAGCGUCCUCACCGACCUGAGCGAGCCCGAGGUCUGCUCCAUUCACAGCGAAAGCAGCGGCGGGAGCGACGGCCGCAGCCAGCCGGGCAGCUACGGCGCCGGCCGGGAGGCCUUGGACGGCCCCGGGCAGUACUGCGCCCACGGCCCAGCCAUGCUGGACGCCACGCUGGGCGGCAGCAGCCUCCCGCCGUCCCCCAAAGACGGUCUCCAGCACCCUUUGCACCCAAAGAAUGAGAAGCCCACCCGGGCCAGAGCCAAAUCAUUUCUGAAACGCAUGGAAACGCUGCGAGGGAAAGGAGCGCAGGGAAGGCAGAAGGGGUCGGGACGGACCGGGGGCUUGGUGAUCAGCGGCCCGGUGCUGCAGCAGGAGCCCGAGUCCUUCAAGGCCAUGCAGUGCAUCCAGAUUCCAAAUGGAGAUCUCCAGAACUCACCCCCCGCUGCCUGCAAAACAGGGCUUCCGGGGCCCAGCAAAUGGAGCGGUGAGAGCAGCCCGUCGGAAAACAGCAGCAGCGGGGUGAGUACGCCCGGCCUGAAGGAGCGAAAAUGCCAGGAGGCCCACAAGCGCGGGGGCAUGUACUUAGAAGACCUGGAUGUGCUGGCGGGGACAGCACUGCGGGAUGCAGGGGACCAAAACCACACACGCGAGUUUCAUUCCCAAGAGAACUUGGUGGUGCACAUUCCCAAGGACCACAAACCAGGAACGUUCCCCAAGGCGCUCUCUAUCGAAAGCCUCUCACCAACAGACAAUAGCAGCGGGGUUCACUGGAGGACUGGGAGCAUCUCCCUGGGCAGACAGCCGGGCCCUGGGGCCGGGGAGCCCAGGCUCAUGGCGUCCUGCCACAGAGCAAGUCGAGUUAGCGUCUACGACAACGUCCCCGGCUCCCACCUGUAUGCCAGCACCGGGGAUCUUUUGGACUUGGAGAAGGACGAUCUCUUCCCUCACUUAGAUGACAUUCUGCAUCAUGUCAACGGGCUCCAAGAGGUAGUGGAUGACUGGUCCAAAAACCUGUUACCUGAACUGCAGACACAUAAUGCACUGGCCGGAGAAGCUGGCUUCUGCCCCUUCCCCCCUCCUAGUCAGAUCACCUUAGAUUUCGAGGGCAAUUCUGUCUCCGAAGGUCGGACAACACCCAGUGAUGUGGAAAGAGAUGGAGCGUCUCUUAAUGAAUCAGAGGCUGCUGGAGUCAGAGAAAGGAGGGACUCUGGAGUAGGGGCCUCUCUGACCAGGCCAAACAGGCGACUCCGGUGGAACAGCUUCCAGCUCUCACACCAGCCGCAGCCGUCCACGGCGUCGCCCCACAUCAGCGGUCAGACAGCCGGCCAGCUGAACCUGCUCCAGCGCUUCUCGCUGCUUCGCCUCACGGCCAUCAUGGAGAAGCACUCCAUGUCCAACAAACACGGCUGGACAUGGGCAGUUCCAAAGUUCAUGAAGAGGAUGAAAGUUCCUGAUUACAGAGACAAGACAGUCUUUGGCAUUCCUCUCAUCGUUCACGUCCAGAGAACGGGGCAGCCCCUGCCACAGAGUAUCCAGCAAGCCCUGAGGUAUCUACGCAGCAACUGCCUCGAUCAGGUGGGUCUUUUUCGAAAAUCAGGCGUGAAGUCUCGAAUCCAUGCCUUACGUCAAAUGAACGAGAGCUUUCCUGAGAACGUCAGCUACGAGGACCAAUCCGCUUACGACGUGGCGGAUAUGGUGAAGCAGUUCUUCCGGGACCUUCCUGAGCCUCUUUUCACCAACAAGCUCAACGAGACCUUCCUCCACAUCUAUCAGUACGUCCCCAAAGAGCAGCAGUUGCAGGCAGUGCAGGCGGCCGUCCUGCUGCUGGCCGAUGAGAGCAGGGAGGUGCUGCAGACGCUGCUGUGCUUCCUCAACGACGUGGUCCACGCGGUGGAGGAGAAUCAGAUGACGCCCAUGAACCUGGCUGUGUGUCUGGCCCCCUCCCUCUUCCAUCUGAAUUUACUGAAGAAGGAAAGCUCCCCCAGAGUUAGCCAGAAGAAAUAUGCCUCCGGGAAGCCAGAUCAAAAAGACCUCAGUGAGAAUCUGGCCGCAGCUCAGGGGCUGGCCCACAUGAUCAUGGAAUGCGACAGACUUUUUGAGGUCCCGCUUGAGAUGGUGGCCCAGUCUCAUAACUCAUAUAUGGAGGCUGCGAUGCAUCCCCCAACUCUGGAAGACCUGGGGGCCCAGAUGGAGGAGAGCGGGGCCACUUUCCACACGUACCUGGAGCAUCUCAUCCAGGGCCUCCAGAAGGAAGCCAAGGAAAAGUUCAAAGGAUGGGUCACGUGUUCCAACACAGACAACACAGAUCUUGCUUUCAAAAAGGUGGGAGACGGGCAUCCGCUGAGGCUGUGGAAGGCUUCUGUGGAGGUGGAAGCGCCCCCCUCGGUGGUUUUGAAUCGCGUGCUGAGGGAGCGCCACCUGUGGGAUGAGGAUUUCGUGCAGUGGAAGGUGGUGGAGACGCUGGACAAGCAAACGGAAAUCUACCAGUACGUGCAGAACAGCAUGGCGCCUCACCCUUCCAGAGACUUCCUGGUUCUCAGGACCUGGAAGACUGAUUUGCCCAAAGGAAUGUGCACCCUGGUGUCCCUCUCUGUGGAGCACGAGGAAGCCCAGCUCAUGGGUGGUGUGCGGGCCGUGGUGAUGGACUCUCAGUACUUAAUGGAGCCGUGUGGGUCCGGCAAGUCGAGGCUGACCCACAUCUGCAGGGUGGACCUGAGAGGUCACUCCCCAGAAUGGUACAAUAAAGGCUUUGGACAUCUGUGUGCAGCGGAAGUUGCCAGGAUUAGAAACUCUUUUCAGCCCCUCAUUGCUGAGGGUCCAGAAACUAAAAUCUGAGUUUUCCCCAGUGUGACAUCAAACUCAGGGAAGAGGAAGUGAAAGCAAACACUUGUGGGAGAGAGUGUGCGCGUGAGAAAGCAAGGGAGAGAGAGAGAGAAACCGAUUGACAAUGCUUAAAAAUGGAAGCACUGAGAAGUCGGAAUGUUGACGAUGCAAGAAUUUCUGAGAACUUUCCUAGCCUUCCUGGAGACGGCUACAUCCCUACUAAUAUAAUAUUUUUAAAAAUCAGAACAUUUAUCUAUGUUACUUAAAAUUAAAUGGAUUAUUCCUUGUGCAUUGCCUAAUUUGCUAUUUAAAGGCUUCUAAGAA